AUGUAUGAUUAUUGUCAACGCGUGAAACGCACGAUCUGGAAGUUAUUAUCCGAAGUUCGGUCAGCAAGGAUACCAAGAGAUUAUACCUUGUACCCUUUCCCUCCACCAAGGCCAAGAGAUUUCUCCUUUACUAGCAAUAUUGAAGUGAGCUGA
Messenger RNA from Suillus paluster, 153 nucleotides. RefSeq lists its product as uncharacterized. The transcript has a single exon. The record is from RefSeq and is a predicted model, not a curated record. NCBI's taxonomy places the organism in Eukaryota, Fungi, Basidiomycota, Agaricomycetes, Boletales, Suillaceae. Bases 1 to 153 code for a protein of 50 amino acids.